AUGAGGGCCGCCAUUCACGAGUACGUAUUGUAUUGCCCGUCGUCCAGCUCUGUCACGGAGAAUCCGCCGGGAAUCCACUUGGCCGCGGACGCACUCGCUGUCCAUCCAAUCGUGUACGAUUUGGAUUGCUGGCUUCCUACUGAACAGGAUUGUGCGCUUCCGCAGUUCAUGUUCUCCUGGUCUGGCCAGGGUUUCCGUCGCCGACCUUCAUGGACUUCUCCUGCCACUGGGAUCAGCGGCCGAACUGCCGUUCCUCCAGUGAAGUGA
Messenger RNA from Aspergillus lentulus, 267 nucleotides. RefSeq lists its product as uncharacterized. The record is from RefSeq and is a predicted model, not a curated record. NCBI's taxonomy places the organism in Eukaryota, Fungi, Ascomycota, Eurotiomycetes, Eurotiales, Aspergillaceae.